Cladocopium goreaui is the source of this 671-nucleotide messenger RNA. The record is from the annotation of a GenBank genome assembly. Lineage: Eukaryota; Dinophyceae; Suessiales; Symbiodiniaceae.
CUUUGGCUCAAGCUUGUAGUUUGCUCCGCCUUAGAUCAUCUAGUCGACUGCUUUCAGCAUGGCUCUCCCAAUGAAGUCCGCAAUGAAGGCCAUGAAGGCCAUGAAGGCGAUGAAAGCAACGACGAUGAAAGCUCGUGUCAUGAAGAAGAAGGCAGUGAGCAAAAUUGCUCGAGGCAAGCGUGCCAAGAUCGCCGUCUUCAAGGGCAAGAAGGAGAAAACUUCCUCUGGACACACACGCAAUGAUCUCAUGAUCAACAAGAGAGGAAAAGUCGUGAGCAAGAAGGCCAGUGCUGCGGCCAAGAACCGCUUCAAGAACAUCUCCGGCUGGAACAACGCAGUGAUGCAGGCCAGGAAGGAGUUGGGCAUCAAAGGUUUUUGUGCUGUGAACGGAAAGACGGCGCAGGGCAAGGCUCUCUAUGUGAAAGCCAAGGCACUUUAUGCCGCAUGAGCACUUGGCAGAUCCAGCUUUCGUGGUAGUUCACGGAGCACGGAAUCCUGUCUUUGUAUCUUUGCUGCUGACAGAUUCUGAUUGAGCUCAGCAUGUAUAGCCAAUGUAGCUGAGCUGGCACUCUGAUCAUCUACAGCAAUCUGGAAGUUGGACAACAAAAAAAGGGUCGUGGAGAAAUGUAUGUGCAUAGAUGGACGCGUCUACGCCCCAGCCUUCAUGUCGC